Molecule: messenger RNA, 712 nt
Organism: Harmonia axyridis
Lineage: Eukaryota; Metazoa; Arthropoda; Insecta; Coleoptera; Coccinellidae
Gene: Apf
Product: bis(5'-nucleosyl)-tetraphosphatase [asymmetrical]
Exons: 2
Coding region: 197-625 (142 amino acids)
Biological process (GO): AMP biosynthetic process; ATP biosynthetic process
Molecular function (GO): bis(5'-nucleosyl)-tetraphosphatase (asymmetrical) activity
Source: RefSeq, a predicted model, not a curated record
AUUUCAGAGACAUAAAAAUAAGAUUAUAAUCAAUGAUGUGAUCUAAUAAAAAUUAAAUUACGAUUACUAUGGUUUUUAAUUUUAUUAAAAUAAAAGUUUUCUGUGCUUUGCAACCUUCCCAAAAUAAUAAUUUAUCUAGAUCAGUACAUUGUGUAGAGGAUUAUUACCUUGAGUUCAGAUAAAAUUUAGUUUGAUCAUGACCAAAGUAGCAGCUGGAUUUGUAAUUUUCAGAAGAUUUACAGGAGUAAUUGAGUUCCUCUUAUUACAAACUUCUUAUGGAGAACAUCAUUGGACACCUCCUAAAGGCCAUACAGAUCCAGGCGAAACCGAUUUAGAGGCUGCAUACAGAGAAACUAAAGAAGAAGCGGGAUUCACAAAGUCUGACUUUAAAGUUUUUGAGAAUGAAAAAUUCACACUAAAUUAUGAUGUUAAAGGAAAACCAAAAACAGUUUACUAUUGGUUAGCAGAAUUAACCAAUAAAAAUGUAACUGUAACACUGUCUAAUGAACAUCAAGAUUUCAAAUGGCUAUCAGUUCAAGAGGCUUCUAAUUUAGCUAAAUAUGAAGAUAUGGUGAAUUUACUCAACAAAUGCCAUACAACUAUAACUGAGAAAUAUAAUAAAUAAAAUUAUUUCAAAUUUCACAAGAAUUAUAUUCAAUAUAUACACAAACAUAUCUUUGAAACAACAUUAAAUUAUUUUUUGAAUCUUUUA